This is a messenger RNA of Penicillium malachiteum, 525 nucleotides long. RefSeq lists its product as uncharacterized. The transcript has a single exon. NCBI's taxonomy places the organism in Eukaryota, Fungi, Ascomycota, Eurotiomycetes, Eurotiales, Aspergillaceae. The coding region runs from base 1 to 525 and encodes 174 amino acids. The record is from RefSeq and is a predicted model, not a curated record.
AUGCUGGUCCUCGCCGUUUUCCUCGUUGCUGGGUCUGGGAUACUUAUCUCGCAACGAAAGAGCCGCUUGCCUUGCGAGUCGCGCUUUCUUUCAUCAGCACCAAAUGGAAUCCGCAUCGUAGCUUCUUCAUCAAUGCCAGAAUAUCCCAGUUCAAGAUGUAUCGCUCAGACUACUGGCAAGACUGGCGUCAUACCAAAUGGAGGCGGGUGUCUCGAGACAUUCCAGCGCGGGGCCAACAUUCUUCAUCGCAGCCCGCAUUCCACCCAGCCAGACCACCUUAUUCUUACGCGUUUAAUCCUCGCUCAACCCGAGCAUCCAAUUCAUCUCGAUGACCCCGCGCAUUCUCUGCGUUUGCCAUUUGGACUGUCCCGACGAACACCCACCGCACCCGUCCAACCUCACCCUCCGAACAAUAGCCCUCAAUUGCAGCAACCGCCAUUGCCAGACCAGAAACAAACCAGUCUGUACCUUCACGGCAUGGGCCAGGAAAUUUUUCAAUCCUGGUUCAAGGGUCGGCACUACUAA